Messenger RNA from Nematostella vectensis (starlet sea anemone), 1057 nucleotides. Its product is annotated as methyltransferase flvH. NCBI's taxonomy places the organism in Eukaryota, Metazoa, Cnidaria, Anthozoa, Actiniaria, Edwardsiidae. The coding region runs from base 142 to 633 and encodes 163 amino acids. The transcript has 2 exons. The record is from RefSeq and is a predicted model, not a curated record. Gene Ontology annotation, molecular function: protein binding.
AAUAUGGGCUUUUUCACAGGUAGCCCAAGUUCUGCAAGUGUCGUUGCUUCGCUAGUAGCUGCAUUGUUCAGAUUUUCUCUUAAAAAAUCUUUAAUUUAAAGGCCGCACUUUGCUUUGCACUUCAGAAGAUAAUUGUUCACCAUGGACUCUGAUGCUAUAGACAUUGUCACUGACAACACAUCUGUCCCACCUUCCAAGAGCCUCAAAGCUGUCAAGAAAAUAAAGAAAGGCGACUUCAUUUGUGACCUCUGGGGGAAUGUGAACCCAAUUGAUCGCCACACAGUACAAGUCAGCAAAGACAAGCAUAUCAUGCCUGAAGGAAAAGUAAAGUUCACCAAUCAUGCCUGUAGUCCAACUGCUGAGUUUGAGUUCAAGGCACGUGACGGGGUUGUGGCUCCUGAGGGAAAGGAACUGUCAUGGCAUCUUGUGGCAACACGGGACAUCAAUAAAGGUGAAGAGAUAACAUUUAAUUACACUCUGACCGAAUAUGAGAUGGAUGCACCAUUUGAGUGUCAAUGUGGAGCGAAGCAGUGUCUGGGGCGUGUUCAAGGCUUCAAGCAUCUCACCACUGAACAGCAACAAGAAAUAAUGGCCAAAGUGUCUCCUGCUAUCAAAGAAAUCAUUAAAAACUAAAGGCAGUACAGCUAACGGGUCUGAACUAAUAACAAGUCAAAGAUGCACCACUAUGUUAAAGGGGCCCGGCAACCUACCCAUGAUGCAUUGCUUUGGCGGCCAUUUUCUUUGCCAACGAAAUUCAAAACAUUUUGCAAAAUCGAAACUACAUCCCCUCACUGUAAAAAGUGUAGAAAAGUUGGUAAAAGUGUCUUAAAGUGGAUUAUUUUAUACUUUUUCAUGAUGAGAACAAUAACAAUGCAAUGCAUUGUGGGUAUGUUGUGGGGCUCCCUUUAAGUGAUACCCAUUUGGGUUGAGCAUCUGGAACCCAAUGUAUUGUAGCCUCCCAUAAUGCAACAUAACAUAACAUAAAAAAUAGUAUUAACAAGGUUUUAUUUAUACAUAAGCUUUUCCUUUAAAUUUAUAAAGACAUUUGGUAAGGUAA